Adelges cooleyi (spruce gall adelgid) is the source of this 614-nucleotide messenger RNA. Its product is annotated as BTB/POZ domain-containing protein 9-like. NCBI's taxonomy places the organism in Eukaryota, Metazoa, Arthropoda, Insecta, Hemiptera, Adelgidae. The record is from RefSeq and is a predicted model, not a curated record. The transcript is spliced from 4 exons. Gene Ontology annotation, biological process: circadian behavior; modulation of chemical synaptic transmission; adult locomotory behavior. Bases 81 to 614 code for a protein of 177 amino acids. Gene Ontology annotation, molecular function: protein binding.
UAGCAAUCUCUGAUCCUACCGAGGAUCCAUCGUCGUCGGUCAAUCCUCUCGGUUACGAGCAUAUCGAUCACGCUCACUUCAUGGUCAACGACAUUAGCAAGUUAUAUCUAAAUGAAAAGUUUUCCGAUGUUGUUUUCGUUGUAAAUAAUGAAGAAUUCCACGCACAUCGUGUUUUAUUAGCCUCACGCAGUGAAUAUUUUAGCUUAUUACUGUAUGGAGAGCAUAUAGAAUCUCGAGAAAUGAAGGUGCCAAUAAAAGAAGGAUCAGCAACUUCAGUUAAAGUUCUUCUUCAGUAUAUUUAUUUCGGUCGAAUGGAUUUAAGUAUUCUUGAGAGUAAUAUCAUUUUGGAAUUAUUAAUUCUCUCGAAUGUAUGGCGUUUUACAAACUUACAAUUUUCAAUCACCGAGUAUUUGCGGAGGAAUAUUAAUGUACAUAAUGUUAGUUCUUUGUUUGCUGUGGCACUUUACUACCAACUCAAAGAACUCGAAGUCGAUGCGCUCAGCUAUAUGGUCACCCACGUUAAGGACGUUUUGCAAUCUGAAGAUUCUGUCUCUUUGACGCCCGUAUUUAUCUUUUAUAUCAUUAAAUCAAUAUUUCUCGUGUUAAGUAACUAG